Molecule: messenger RNA, 186 nt
Organism: Drepanopeziza brunnea f. sp. 'multigermtubi' MB_m1
Lineage: Eukaryota; Fungi; Ascomycota; Leotiomycetes; Helotiales; Drepanopezizaceae
Source: RefSeq, a predicted model, not a curated record
AUGGCAAUCAAACCAAUUACCGGAAUGCUCCGUAGGGGCCUCGUACUUGACCUCAGUGUCGCUUUUGGUCUCGGCACGACUUUCGGAUACGCCUUCUGGUACGGAUUCCACGUUCCAGCUGUCGCCAAGCGAGACGCAUACUACUCGAAACUGGAAGACAAAAGAGCAGCCAACGCCGCGGCAUAG